GCCAUUUCCCCCGGUUUUAAUCUUUUGAUAGCAAACCACUACUCUACUUGGUUUGGUCCAUCUGAGUUCCUCUGUUUUGAACAUGUGUACCCCCUUAAUGUUAUUUUAAUAAAAAGUUUUUGAUCUCGUGGAGAACUGGAGACCUCUCCUCUGUCCUGUCACAGAAAAAUUCAUUUGUUUGUUUAGAAAGCUCUGUUGUCGCACCUCACCUCAAUCCUUCCCAAGUCCCAAGUUCAGAACUCAUCCAAAGCGGAGUCCUUGGAGUGUCUCGUCCAGACCUACUAUCAAGGCCCCUGUUCACCGUGGACCCUUUUGAUAUCUGAUAAUAACAAGGAAAGAACGAGCUCCCAUCUCUGCUCUUACUUCAGCAAAUCCCACAGAGAGAAUUUCAACGUUGAUAUGCGCAAGUAUCAUGUCUUUCGGGUUAUUCUGCUUACGGUCAGACACUAUUCUAGGGUAUCGCCGCCCUCUCCUGCCCGUGCUACUUCAGUGAUACGAGUGUCCAAUAACAUUGCACGUUUGGGAUGCCCGAAGGAGGACCCAAAGCCCCGUCAACUCCUUUCCUUGCCUCCGUUCCCCGGUCAUCCCUUGCCUGGGAAGAGCUCCGUCAGUGUUGCUGGGCAAUCUGCUCAUGUCACCGCCAUUAGUUGGGUCAAAUACUACUUUGAUGAUAUCCCUGGCCCUGUAAUACAGUCACAUUUUAACAAAGGUCUGGUUAAGAUGGCAUGCCCAAAUCCAGGUGAUUUAUUGAUGGAAGAGCAAGGCCAAAUGCAAUCCUUGAAAAAGAUUAGUCCUAAUGAGGUCAUGGAAGUUGGUUCAAGAAUAUAUGUACCUGUUUCGGUUAUUGAGACUAAAAUUUCCAAGAGAUUUGACACUAUACCAAGUGGAACUCUUUAUCCAAAUGCUGAUGAAAUAGAGUACUUGCAAAGGCUUGUGAUGUACAAGGACUCUGCUAUAAUUGUGCUAAAUAAACCCCCUAAGUUACCAGUUAAGGGAAACCUGCCAGUUCAUAAUAGCAUGGAUGCCUUGGCAGAAGCUGCACUGUCUUAUGGUUAUGAGCAAGGUCCCAAAUUGGUGCAUCGCCUGGAUAGAGAGAGCAGUGGCCUUCUUUUAAUGGGAAGGACAAAGGAAAGCAUUGCUCGGCUUCACUGGUUAUUCAGUGAUGUAAAUAAAGCAAAAUCUCCACUAAAGACUUGGAAUGAUGCUUGUGAAACAACAACACAGAGGUACUGGGCACUGGUUAUAGGUUCUCCCAGAGAAAAACAAGGUCGUAUUUGUGCACCUCUUUCAAAGGUUCUUUUGAAUGAUGGAAAGACAGAAAGAGUCAUUUUGGCUAACCCUUCGGGUGUAGAAGCUUCUCAGGAGGCUAUAACUGAUUUUCGGGUGCUGGGUCCUAUGAUAAAUGGAUGCACAUGGAUUGAGCUGUGCCCACUCACUGGAAGGAAGCAUCAGCUCAGGGUCCAUUGUGCAGAAGCUCUAGGCACACCAAUUGUAGGGGAUUACAAGUAUGGUUGGUAUGUGCACAAAAAGUGGAAGCAGAUGCCCCGGGUUGACAUUGAGCCAACAACAGGGAAGCCAUACAAAUUGCGGAGGCCAGAAGGUUUGGACGUUCAGAAGGGAAGUGUCUUAUCUAAGGUCCCUUUGCUACAUCUCCAUUGUAGAGAACUUAUUCUUCCAAACAUUGCGAAGUUCCUUGACAUUUUGGACAGGAAAUCUCAGAAUUUGCCAAAAUUUAGUUCUAGACCAGAUGUGCUUCGGUUUGUUGCACCAAUGCCUUCACACAUGAAGAUUAGUUGGAACCUUAUGUCCUCCUACUUGGUAUAACGGUUUUUUUUUUUUCAAUUCAGAAUAAAUUGAGGUUACCAAAAGAAAGGUGUUUCUGACCACGGAGAUGUCCCCAAUGCACAGCUGCAAGUGUUGUGAGGAGGAAAUCUGGAUAGGGAUAAGGUUGGCUCAGGCAUUAUAAAUGAUUGUCAGUUAGCUGAAGUGGUUCUGAAUGCUGGACCAGCCAGAAAUUUGAGAAGCUACUGUCAAUCUCUUCCUUUACUAUCCAGAAGCCCUAGGUCAUCCAAGACUAGAUGCUGGUCCAGGUUCCUUACACAAGCUGGCUCGAAGACUCAGGGCCUAGUUAGCACUGCCUUUAGAGUUUACUGCAGCCUACUUCCAGCCAAAUGUAGGAUGGGGCAGAUACAGUAUUCAGAUAAUUCUCUGUAACAUUGAGUAGUGUAUUCAGUCUACGCCUCCCAAGACCCCAAGCCAUCUGGGACCAACCAACAUUGAGUAAUGGCCUUCUUUUUGGUGCCCGUUUGGGAGGGUUUUCAUGCAGCGGCUUCUGGGUUUGUAAGGUAAGCCUCACAUCACACGGGAAGCUUAGAAGAUACAUUUGAUGAAAAACCCAAAAAUCCCGAACACACUUGAAUUCAGCUGAUAAAUCAACUUUUCAGUGAAGUUAUUAAUAGCUUCUUCAACAUUUUAUUUCUUUAGUUUUCUCUGUAUCAUUUUAUUUAUUUUUUAUUUUUCCUUUGAGGAACUUCUCUGUAACGUUUCAUGCAUCAAUGAUCAACAUGAUUAAGCGAUACAAUCCAAAUUAUUCAUCAGAUAGACUAUGGACCUUAUAUGUUGACAUUUUUAUGUAAUGCUAGCUGAUGAAGUUUUGAAAGUUUGAAGAUUAUGAUGUAUUGAAUAUUCCCCUACCACUAAUUUGAUUGGGUGAACGCAGAUACAUCA
This is a messenger RNA of Nelumbo nucifera (sacred lotus), 2727 nucleotides long. RefSeq names its product Pseudouridine synthase family protein. The record is from RefSeq and is a predicted model, not a curated record. NCBI's taxonomy places the organism in Eukaryota, Viridiplantae, Streptophyta, Magnoliopsida, Proteales, Nelumbonaceae. Gene Ontology annotation, biological process: enzyme-directed rRNA pseudouridine synthesis. Gene Ontology annotation, molecular function: pseudouridine synthase activity; RNA binding.